AUGACUUUGAUACCAGCUCACGCCAGUGUGUUACUCCUGUUUGUAGUAGCAGCAACCCGAUAUUCGCACGCAGCCGACAGUGAAGCAUUAAAUUUAGCUGAACUAACCACGGUGUGCUCCCUAAUAAAAAUAGCCAACGACGAUGGCACCGACAUGCCAACAGCCCAGCUCGAAACAGAUGAAAUCGCCGCUAUCAACGAAGUGAACUUUUCGUUAGCAGAUGACUAUUGGACUAAGGCCUUUCCGACGGACGGCAUCAAAACCAAGGCCGAAGCCAAAGGAUGUGAGGACGUCCAAUCGAAAGACAGCUGCCAGGAACAAUGGCUGGCAUGGCAACACAUAGCGCAUUCCUUAGCAAACAAAGACAAAAACAAUAAGGCUGCAAAAAUCUCACCAAUGCAAAAAACGAGCAGCGUAGGCCGGGCAGCCGCAUUAGCUGCAGCAGCAAUAGCAGCUGAGGCGGCAACACUUCAGGCAAGAUUCGAUGCGGAAAGUAGACCAGCACUAACAGACCUGAAACAGAAAGUGCUGGACGAUCUAAAAACAGCAGCGUACGGCGCAGGGAAGGCUGAAACUUUAGCAGAAAACAAAUGCCCGGGGGCAAAAGGCGGCAACAGGGCCGCUGACUGUAAAGUAGCCACAGCAGGCAACGCUCUUUGCAUAGUUUCGGUGUGUCUGUGUGCAAAAAACUCGGGGGACCAGCCCAACACCGAUGUCUGCGGAGCGACACUAACACAGGAUGUUACGUCUUGGAAUGAAGCCGGCGUCAAAGCAGCGUAUAGGGAACUUGAACCGCACUGCCUAAAGAUGCCGUCAGUCAAACCAACAGGGGCCAACAUACGCAGUUUACUAGCGCAGCUCAAAGGGCUCUACAAGACAAAGGGAGGUGGCAGCGGCAAAAGCGUAAUUCUGGGGACAGCGGGCACCAACCACGACUGCCGGGCGGAAGCGAGCGCCGCUUGUGUAGACAUGAGCGCAUCAACCCUGCUGGCAGCAACAGGCACAGCAACAAAGAUACAGUGGGAAGAGAAGCUAUUAGAAGCAGCCAAUAAACUGGACGCAGCAUCAGAGGCAGCGACUGUCGCAAAGGUAAUAAACACCAAGCUGAAAGCAUUGCGCGCCAAAGCUGACAAACUUUACUCGCAUUUAGCUUUAACCAAACCCCCCAUAGCGUCACAAGAAAUAUUGACACCAGCCAACAAGGACCAAGCGAACAAUAUCAGCAAAGAUUGUGAAGCAAUAGUUAUCCCCGAAGAAUGCAGCCUAAAGUCAGAAUGUGAAUGGAAUGAUAAGGCUACAGAAGGAGAGAAAAAGUGCAAAUUGAAUACAACAAAAGUCGGACAAGCGAAAACCCAAGCGGGAGAAACAAAAGGAAAUGAACAAACAGCAACAGAAAAAUGUACAGGCAAAGUGGAGGAUGUUUGCAAGAAGGAAGCUGGUUGCAAAUGGGAAGAAAACAAAUGCAAAGAUUCCAGUUUUCUCCCCAAUAAGAAAUUGGCUCCGAGUAUGGCUUCUGCUUUUGUGAUUUGGUAG
This is a messenger RNA of Trypanosoma brucei brucei TREU927, 1533 nucleotides long. Its product is annotated as variant surface glycoprotein (VSG, atypical), putative. Bases 1 to 1533 code for a protein of 510 amino acids. Lineage: Eukaryota; Euglenozoa; Kinetoplastea; Trypanosomatida; Trypanosomatidae. The transcript has a single exon. The record is from RefSeq and is a predicted model, not a curated record.